UUCACCCCUCACAUGCAAAACUGUUUGCAGAAUUGGGGAAAUUAGAUUUGAAAUUUUGAUAUACAGAGGAAUGAUGUCUAGGGUUUGGUGUCUACUUCUGCUGGCUUCGGUGGCGCUUGUGGCGUCUCCGGCGACGGCGACCGAGGAGGUUGAAAAGGUGUUGACUUUGGACCACUCGAACCUCACCGAUGUGGUGUCCAAGCACGAUUUCAUCGUCGUUGAGUUCUACGCUCCUUGGUGUGGACACUGCAAGUCUCUGGCUCCAGAGUAUGAAAAAGCUGCAUCCGUACUGAGUACCCAUGAACCCGCCAUUGUCUUGGCUAAAGUUGAUGCAAAUGAAGAAGCAAACAAGGAGCUAGCUACUGAGUAUCAAAUCCAGGGUUUUCCUACCCUUAAAAUCAUAAGAAAUGGUGGGAAAAACGUCCAGGAUUACAAUGGUCCUCGUGAGGCUGAUGGCAUUGUCGAGUACUUAAAGAAGCAAGCUGGUCCUGCAUCAACUGAAAUUAAAUCAGCAGAAGAUGCCAGCAGUGUUAUUGAUGAGAAAAAGAUUUUUAUUGUUGGAGUGUUUCCAAAGUUCUCCGGGGAGGAAUAUGAGAACUUUAAGGCUCUUGCUGAGAAGUUGCGCGGUGACUACGACUUUGGUCAUACCCUUGAUGCUAAACUCAUUUCUCGUGGUGAAUCAGUCAGUAAGCCCACCCUUCGCUUACUCAAGCCUUUUGAUGAACUUGUUGUGGAUUCCCAGGACUUCAAUAUCGAAGCAUUGGAGAAAUUUAUUGCGGCAUCUACCGUUCCAACUGUUACAGUCUGGAACAGUGACCCUGCUAAUCAUCCAUAUAUUAACAAAUUCUUUGAGGGUAGUAGCUCCAAGGCCAUGCUGUUUGUUGACUUCAGCAAAGACCAAGAUGCUUUUGAGGGAAAGUAUAAGAAUGUGGCAACCCUUUACAAGGGGAAGGGCAUCAGUUUCCUGUUGGGCGAUGUUGACUCUGCUCAAAAUGCAUUCCAGUACUUUGGACUUAAGACGGAACAGGCACCUGUGCUCAUCGUACAGCAAAAUGAUGGACAGAAGUAUCUCGCAGCAAACGUGGAGCCUGAUCAGAUUGAGUCGUGGGUGAAAGAUUAUUCGGAAGGGCAUGUGAAGCCAUUCAUAAGAUCAGAACCUAUUCCUGAAGUGAAUGAUGAACCUGUCAAAGUGGUUGUUCGUCACAGCCUUCAGGAUGUUGUUUUCAACUCUGGAAAGAAUGUUCUACUAGAGUUUUAUGCGCCUUGGUGUGGACACUGCAAGAGCCUUGCCCCAAUCUUGGAUGAAGUUGCCAUCUCUUUCCAGAAUGAUCCUGAUGUUCUGAUUGCGAAAUUUGAUGCAACUGCAAAUGAUGUUCCAAAAGACAAAUUCGAAGUUCAAGGUUUCCCAACAUUGUACUUCAGAUCUGCAAAUGGUAACUUGUCGCAGUACGAGGGAGAUAGAACGAAGGAGGACAUCAUCAAUUUCAUCAACAGCAACCGCGAUGAUAAGUCUGCCAAGUCAUCCUCCUCAGUUGAACCUGAAUCUGAAGCAGUAGAUUCUGCUAAGGAUGAGCUAUAAAGAGGCUAGUGUCGAACGAGAGAACUUCUGCAGCGGAUUUUGUUCAUUACCAGUUCUUGUUUUUUUCUACUUUCUAGCUCAAAUAAAAUCUGGUCUUGUUCCAGUUCCAAUAGUAGGAUUACAGUAGUAGAAAGAUCCGAGGCAUGUAGUUGACAUCAAUUAUCAUUAUCUAUAUUUGAGUUUUGAAAUAUUGUCCCA
This is a messenger RNA of Salvia hispanica, 1777 nucleotides long. Its product is annotated as protein disulfide-isomerase-like. Gene Ontology annotation, molecular function: protein disulfide isomerase activity. Gene Ontology annotation, biological process: protein folding; response to endoplasmic reticulum stress. NCBI's taxonomy places the organism in Eukaryota, Viridiplantae, Streptophyta, Magnoliopsida, Lamiales, Lamiaceae. The record is from RefSeq and is a predicted model, not a curated record. Gene Ontology annotation, cellular component: endoplasmic reticulum.